Messenger RNA from Lacerta agilis (Sand lizard), 608 nucleotides. RefSeq names its product ripply transcriptional repressor 2 (gene RIPPLY2). The record is from RefSeq and is a predicted model, not a curated record. Lineage: Eukaryota; Metazoa; Chordata; Lepidosauria; Squamata; Lacertidae. Gene Ontology annotation, cellular component: nucleus. Gene Ontology annotation, biological process: negative regulation of transcription by RNA polymerase II; embryonic pattern specification. The transcript is spliced from 4 exons. The coding region runs from base 1 to 390 and encodes 129 amino acids.
AUGGACAGCUCUCGGCUGUGCCUCUGUGCUUCUCCACCUGGCACGCUCAACGCCCGGAUCUGCUGCACAGGACAAGCAAGAUUCUCCAGGUCCGGAGGAUUCUGGAGACCCUGGAUUCCCACCCCUAAAGAUGCAGAAAGGCAGCGCAGGCGAAACUACAGGGCGUUGUGCAGCUCUUCAGAGACAGACUCAGCAAAACUCACACAGUAUGUACAUCCAGUUAGGUUAUUCUGGCCCAAAUCCAGGUGCUUUGACUACUUGUAUCAAGAAGCUGAAGCACUUCUGAAGAACUUUCCUGUCCAAGCCACAAUUUCCUUCUAUGAAGAUUCAGAGAAUGAGGAAGAUAGUGAUGACUCGGAACAUGAUUCUGCAGCAGAAUUGGAUUCUUAAUUAUAAUGAAUGUUAAUACCACUGUUCAUAUUCAUUCCUUAAUUUAAUAUUGAUAUCAGCAUACUAUCAUAGUAUUUUAAGUUAAUUUAUAUUAAGUUAUUUUUCAUUAAAAUCAAGCAUUUUACAUUUUUAUAGAAACAGUAUUGAGUUUUGCUUCAUUUUAUGCCUGCUACACUCCUCUGUUCCUCUGAUAACAGCAACUCUUCGAUGCUGGUAGU